CCACCGGUACCACCGGCACCGGCAGUCGGCUCGUGUAUCCUCCUUUGGCUGAGAGGCCUUGAACAUCCGGCCCGCUCAGGCAGGAGAGCACCAAACCCGGCCCUGCCUCUGAGGGCUUUAGAAAGGCCUUAGAAAGGCUUCAGAAAGUACCUUGCAAGCAGUAAAUGUGGGCAGUACGUUGACAUUGGAAUUCUAGCAUCUGAUUUGCAGAAAACCUACAGAUUAUGGACGAAGAAAAAGAAAUGCCUUUAGAAUACAAGUUGCAAAAGUGUUUGAAAUAAUCAGUAAUGAAAAAGAGCGUGAAGAUUUGGCAGCUUUAGAAUCUGAACAUGUGGCAAAAAGAGCAAGACAGCAAGAGAAAAAUGACACUAGUGGAAGUGGCACAGAUGACUCUGACUAUGAUGAUUAUCCAGAAGAUCUAUCUACAAAUCACAUGAACAGUUCCCUGCUCAGCUUGUACAAGAAAGGAAAUCCUGAUUCUGUUCCAUCCACUCCGAAAAAUGAGCCAGUGGAGACCUCUCCUCGUGUGAGAACAGCACCUCCAACAAGCACCCUCACACCAGAAUCCAGAGGUGAAGGACGAAUCUCUGAUGGUGGCUGGUUCAUUGAUAAAACUCCUGAUGGGAAAGACUUCUUCAUUGACCUUUCUGAGGAUGGAGAAGGAGAGGAAAAGAAACUGAUUUCUGAGAAAUCAACAGAAUUUUCUGUCUUGGAGAGUGAAAGAAAGAAGACAAAGAGCAGAAGAGCAAAAAGGAAAAAAGGAGAAUUUCCAGAUGUAGAUGGAGAAAUUGAAUCUAUGUUACUUAAGAAAGUGAGAAAUAAGGGGUCAGAGCUUUACCACCCUUCAGUGAAGUUUGAGGAUGUAGGAGGCAAUGAUGAAACAUUAAAGGAAAUAUGCAAGAUGCUCCUUCACAUCCGUCAUCCUGAGGUCUACACCCACUUGGGGGUGGUUCCACCUCGGGGCUUUCUUUUGCAUGGGCCCCCUGGGUGUGGGAAGACGCUGCUGGCACAGGCAAUUGCUGGGGAGCUGGAGCUCCCAAUGUUGAAGGUGGCAGCAACAGAGAUUGUGUCUGGAGUGUCAGGGGAAUCUGAGCAGAAACUGAGGGAGCUGUUUGAGCAAGCUGUGUCCAGUGCUCCUUGUGUCCUGUUCAUUGAUGAGAUCGAUGCCAUCACCCCAAAGAGAGAGGUCGCAUCCAAGGACAUGGAGAGGAGGAUUGUAGCUCAGUUCCUGACUUGUAUGGAUGACUUGAAUAAUGUGGCUGCCAAUACCCAGGUCCUUGUUAUUGGAGCAACAAACAGACCUGACUCCCUGGACCCUGCACUGAGGAGAGCUGGGAGAUUUGACAGAGAAAUUUGUUUAGGGAUCCCAGAUGAAGGGGCAAGAGAGAAAAUUCUUCAGACUUUGUGUCGCAAGCUGAAGCUCCCGGAGUCGUUUGAGUUCCGCCAUUUGGCGCGGCUGACUCCGGGCUACGUGGGGGCUGAUCUGAUGGCCCUGUGCCGGGAGGCAGCCAUGGGCACAGUCAGCAGGGUCCUGAUAACAUCUGAGGAGCACAGCACACACUCUGGCGAGAGCAGAGCUGAAGGAAGCCCAGGGAUAGGAGCAGACAUCCUGGAGGAAGAGGGCAUCAACCAACCAGAACUUCCACCUAAGGAUGAAUUGCAGAGACUUUUGGAUUUGCUGAAGGAGCAAGCCCCCUUGCCAGAGGAGCAGCUGCAGAAGCUGUGCAUUGAGAUGAAUGAUUUUAUUGUUGCACUGUCAUCAGUGCAGCCCUCUGCCAAGAGAGAAGGCUUUGUCACAAUCCCUGAUGUGACAUGGGCAGACAUUGGAGCCCUGGAGGAUAUUCGGGAGGAGCUGACUAUGGCAAUAUUGGCACCUGUGAGAAACCCAGAGCAGUUCAAAGCCCUGGGCCUGACUACUCCGGCUGGUGUCCUGCUUGCAGGGCCUCCAGGGUGUGGCAAAACACUGUUAGCUAAGGCUGUGGCAAACGAGUCUGGACUGAACUUUAUAUCUGUGAAAGGUCCUGAGCUGCUAAAUAUGUACGUGGGUGAAAGUGAGCGUGCGGUACGUCAGGUGUUCCAGCGGGCCAGGAACUCAGCCCCCUGUGUGAUUUUCUUUGAUGAAGUUGAUGCUUUGUGCCCUCGGAGGUCUGACCGUGAAUCAGGAGCCAGUGUGCGGGUGGUGAACCAGCUCCUCACCGAGAUGGAUGGGCUGCAGAAUCGACAGCAGGUUUUCAUUAUGGCUGCCACAAACAGGCCAGAUAUAAUUGACCCAGCUAUCCUGCGUCCUGGUAGGCUGGAUAAAACACUCUAUGUGGGUUUGCCACCACCUGCAGAUCGACUUGCUAUCUUAAAAACCAUCACCAAAGAUGGCACCCGGCCUCCCCUAGACAGUGAUGUGAGCCUGGAGGAAAUUGCUUACAGUCAGCACUGUGACUGUUACACAGGGGCAGACCUUUCAGCUCUCGUGCGUGAGGCUUCCAUUUGUGCCUUGAGACAGGAAAUGGCCCUGCAGAAAACUCAAAGCAAGAAGGGAGAAAUCAAGAUUUCUCGUAAACACUUUGAAGAAGCUUUCAGGAAAGUGAAGUCUUCAGUGUCCAAAGAGGAUCAAAUAAUGUAUGAAGAACUGCGUCAGUCGCUGUGCAGGUGAUACGUUUGGACAAUUCCCAAAAGAGACUCUCUACACUGCUGAAGAGUUCUGCAGUGCCUGUUUUCAAGAAGCAGGUUGGAAAGAAACUGUACUAAAUCUAUCCCUCAGCUUUUUAUACUGCACCCAAAAAAAUGGUCAUCACAACCUACUGCUCUAAAGCAUCCUUAAUUUAACUGUCUCCAGAAUAAAAGAUACAAUACAUGCUUCCUUCUUAUAACCA
Messenger RNA from Motacilla alba alba, 2867 nucleotides. It is a transcript of the gene NVL, whose product is annotated as nuclear VCP like. The coding region runs from base 434 to 2647 and encodes 737 amino acids. The record is from RefSeq and is a predicted model, not a curated record. NCBI's taxonomy places the organism in Eukaryota, Metazoa, Chordata, Aves, Passeriformes, Motacillidae. The transcript has 23 exons. Gene Ontology annotation, cellular component: nucleus. Gene Ontology annotation, molecular function: preribosome binding; ATP hydrolysis activity; RNA binding. Gene Ontology annotation, biological process: ribosome biogenesis.